AGUGCAGUGUUCUAUUUUUAAAAAUUCUUAUUCAUUUAAAAAAAAACUUUAACACGUUCUUUUGUUUCUGUAAAGUUUAAGACAAAAUGGUGAACCCUAGUUUGAUGUACGAAAUUCUGCUAUACAUAAAUUCGUUUUAUUUUGGUCUAUUUGCAACAUGUGAGCUCGGUACGAUGAUAUUGAAAAGCGUGUUACUUGGCGCAAAAUAUAAUGAGAGAGAUCUCAUACAGGAUUACGGGGUGUUAAUCGGAUUAUUUAUUGCUGAAGCAGUGAGGCUCAUUCUUGGACGAAGAGGCAGUUUGAAGGAAAAAGACGUCCCAGUAUUCACCUCAGUGUUGAUAACUAUACCAUCCAUCUUCUGUGUCCUCUACCUCCUGGUGUUCCAGAAGGUCUGUCUUCGAAUUGAAUACAUUUGGUGCUCACUCAUGCUGGCUAUACAGCUAGUUGAGUUCUGGUUUGCAUCUGUAUUUAUUGCUACAAUGUGCAAGGGGCCUUCUUAUGACUAAUUAUGCCAACAAGUAAUUCUUGCAUUAAACCGUUUCUGUAGCAAUUUCAUAUUCAAAAACAAACUUAAACAGAACUUAAAAUAUCCUAAUUCGUUGGGAAAGCAAUUACAAGUUGUAUCAUCAUGUACUAUUUAUGAGGUGCUUUUCGGAGCUUGUUUGAAAAAGUGUAUAUUACAUAGGUAAGCAAAUUACUUAUAAAAUAAUUAAAAACCACUACACAUAAAGAUUCCCCUGAGAAGAACAAGCAUCAAACUGUAGGGAUUGCUCUUUGUAAAUAGACAAUUGUACACUUUUAUUAUUUACAAUAUUAUUCACAAAUGUCAUAGUACGAAAUAACCUGAAUUGAAUCUUGUAGUUACGUAUUAUUAAUGACUUUCUAAAAUAGCGGGCUAUCCCGAAAACGCCUGAUUGAGAGGGAUCUUUAUGUAAAAAAACUGAGGCGUAUUGAGCAUGCAAAACCAAUGAAACCUAUACACCCGCUCAAUUUUGUAACAUGGUUAUUUUAAGCAAUGUGUUCAGGGUUUUGUUCACAAUGAAAUUUAGCACAUUCUGAAUAAAUAUUUCAACUUAUCCGAAGAGCAGAGUCCGAUGUGAUUAUAUAGCGAAAAGAGAA
This is a messenger RNA of Hyposmocoma kahamanoa, 1119 nucleotides long. RefSeq lists its product as uncharacterized. The record is from RefSeq and is a predicted model, not a curated record. Gene Ontology annotation, biological process: non-motile cilium assembly. Gene Ontology annotation, cellular component: ciliary transition zone. The transcript has 2 exons. The coding region runs from base 87 to 506 and encodes 139 amino acids. NCBI's taxonomy places the organism in Eukaryota, Metazoa, Arthropoda, Insecta, Lepidoptera, Cosmopterigidae.